UUCGUUGUUUAUUGAUCUUAUUUCAGGAUAAUAGGUUUUCCCCUUUUUUCUGGCAACAAAACAGGCGUUGAGAUGUUAAAACACCAAACUGAAACUUUAAUUCUAGAUUUGAAGCUUUCGUGACUGCAAGGAUUCAUAUUCUUAGGUUUCUUCGGUAAAGUCACGUGACUUUACCGAAAAAACCUAAGAAUACCAAACUGAAACCUUUUACAAGGAAUCAAGUCUGCAUUAACCACAAUACUUGUGGUCAGAAUGCAAACAAAAAACAUACUCCCAUAAUAUAUGCAUUGUCUUUGAAACUGAUUGGUCCACGCCACGCCUGAGGACGCCUUUUGGCGUCCUCAGGUGUGGCCCUAAGGGCCCGCAAUAUUCUAGUUAAAUUAAUGCAAUGCUUCACAUUUUCAAGCGUCUUGUCAGUACACUGAUAGUUGUAAGUGUCUCGCAGCUAGAACACGUUUUCGCAUUCAUAAUUAAUUUCUCCAAAGUGAAAAAAACCCGUUAAACGUGUAACCUGUGUGGUUAUGUACUUGUCAAAUGGUGAAUAUUUUCGCGCUUCAGUAUUAUAAGGAGAACCUUAUUAUUUUUUCUAUUGAACAUAUUUUUGACAAAGUGCUAAAUUGAUGACCCGGUGCGAUGGAGGAGAGACUUCACUCUAGAUUUGAAGUUUUCGUGACUGCAGGGAUCCAUACGUAAAGUCACGUAGGUAUAAAAUAAAUUAAAUUAAAUCACGACGUUUCAGGCGCAACACAAGUGUCCGUCAUCAGGUGGGACAACCACAGCAAGAAACAAUUGCUGAAGGGUGCAAAAGGGCUGAUCACUGAUCGAUUCGAUUCCGUGUGAUCGAUUCUGUGUGAUCGAUUCCGUGUGAACGAGUCGGCGUGUUACGGCACCGAUUUCAAUUUCGGCUCGGCGUGGCACAGAUGGUCCCACGUACUCGUGUGCUGGAGAGGCUGAUUCACUACAAACAACGGAGUCUCCUGGAUUUCUUGUGUCCAAGCGUGGAGAGCAACAAGAUCACACCGGAGAAUUAUAGUUUUUUGUUUGUUAAUUAUUGUUGAAUACCACCCACAACUGUGCCCAAGAAGACGAUCACGGCCAGGAAGGACCGAGGCACAGUGAGCGCAGGACACAAAUACAACACAGCACACUGCUGUACUUGUAUCAAGAUGCAUUCCAGGUUGCACACCUCAUCACGACUGUCACAGUCCAGAUUACCUGCUGUAGAAACCGCACGUGGAACAUUUUCUGUUUUUACACAAUAAAUUAAUUAGGAGUUUAAUUUGUAACGUCGUGUAAACAAACGAAAUAGAAAUUCACAAAAUAAUACACUGCACGCUACAGCAAUUCAGCAUGAGUUAUGCCGUUUUUGAAAUUAAACGGGCGGUGAUGGAGGAUGUCGAGGAAAUUUGGCGGAUGUGCAUGGAGCUGGCUACGUAUGAGAGUCGCCAACACGAGACAACAAUUUCUGAAGAAGACCUACGGAGGAACGGCUUUGGAGAGAAUCCCAUCUUUCAAUGUGUGGUGGUGAAGAUGGCUCCCAAGCACGGGUCUAGUGGCAAACCAGCGACAGUGGGCUACAGUCUGUAUUUCUACUCCUAUGACACCAUCAAUGGGCGAUCGAUCACGAUGGACAGCAUCUAUGUUAUGCCAGAGUUUAGGAACAAUGGAAUUGGCAAGGCGCUGCUUAAAAGGGUGGCUGAGACUGCUGCACAGAACAACUGCUCCUCAGUGUGUUUCUACGUUUACAACCGGAACAAGUCUGCUAUGGCGUUUUACCAGAGCAUUGGCGCCCAGGAUGUAACGAUCUCCCAGAAGAUUAAUUGCUACGUCUUAGAUGGUGGUGCGAUGGAGGCGCUCAUAAAGAGCCCACGUGGGUCUGGUUCAAGCUCACAAGCAAGCCCUGUGUUCAUGACUCCAGCAGUUGAUGAACACCCUAUCCUGUUAUGUGGACCAAGCCCAUGUUGAGAAUGUGCCGCUGCUAUCUGGGAAGGAGCUUCUGUGCAGCUACUCGGAAGAAGGCACCAUCAGCUCGUCUCACCACCGCGAUGAGUCUUACUUGUUUUGCCAGUUAAUGCUGUCUGUGAUUAAGUUUUUCAAUCUGUUUUA
Messenger RNA from Lethenteron reissneri (Far Eastern brook lamprey), 2106 nucleotides. Its product is annotated as thialysine N-epsilon-acetyltransferase-like. Lineage: Eukaryota; Metazoa; Chordata; Hyperoartia; Petromyzontiformes; Petromyzontidae. Gene Ontology annotation, molecular function: N-acetyltransferase activity. The record is from RefSeq and is a predicted model, not a curated record.